Molecule: messenger RNA, 1148 nt
Organism: Homalodisca vitripennis (glassy-winged sharpshooter)
Lineage: Eukaryota; Metazoa; Arthropoda; Insecta; Hemiptera; Cicadellidae
Exons: 6
Coding region: 230-1087 (285 amino acids)
Source: RefSeq, a predicted model, not a curated record
AGGCAUUCCAUAAUUAGUUGUGCUUUAACAGAGUAGAAGUAUUAUAAAUACACACCUACGUAGAAAAUUUGUUGUAAAGAUUUGAUUUUCUGAUAAGUGAUAUAGCCUAUAUCACUAGUGGUUGGACAGCAAUUUUCCACUGUCUUUCGCAAACCGUGAUUCAUAAAUUAAUUUACGAGCAUGAGGCUAAAAACAAAAUAUUGACAUUCAGGAUGUUACUUACAAAAUAAUGAAAAAUUCAAACCAAUUGUCCCGACUGAAAAUUGGUGCUUUAGUUUUUUUGUUUACGCUUUUGUAUGCUUUUACUCUCUGUUCAGUGCAAAACUAUGGAUUCAUCGGAGCGUUCUACAGCCUGGAAGACGUCCUGGAGGUGUUCAAUAAAGAAAAAUACAGGGAGAACCCUUCAGUGAUCAAGUUGUUGAGACUGUACAACGCUCUGGUGGAGGAUGUGGGGAACGUGUCACAGUACGACAACAACAACCCUUUCAUAGCGAUCGAGGGCAACCAUAAAACAAGAAGGUUCAUCGUGGCAAGGCAGCUGGCUCGAGCGUUGAAGGCGACCAAUUUGAGGAGUCCUCCAGAGUUCAUGAACUUCCUCAAGUUUGACUUCAAGGAGUUGGAGAUACGAAGAGCCUACUACUCCCUGGCGUUGUACGCGAACGCUCUUGAGGCUCGCAGACUUCUUCACGAGAAGGCUGUGGUAACUGCCGGGUAUUGGCUUGAUAUAGCUGCGUUUUCUCUGGCCAAAAAGUAUCCGUUAGCUUUUCCAGAGAAUUCUUCAGAGAUGAGAUGGCCUGAAGAUUUGCUCGCUCCUGACAUAGUAUUUUACAUUAACAGCCCCCCUCCGGAAACCACUCUUCAGUAUAACAUGGCUUCAACAAAACCACCGAACCCUUUAAAACCAAGGUUGGUGGACGUGUACAGAACCUGGACUUACCCUCGAGUUGUGGAACUAAGUGGGUACAUCUUUUCCUACAAUGAGAUGUUUACGGAAAUGUUCAGACACAUCAAUUUCAUCAAGCAGUCCAAGUUUAAACAGUACUUGAAAGAAAACAGGAAAACAUUGAAAAGAUCAUACACAAACUAGACACAACCAUAAUGUAAUUUUCUGCCGUUUACAAUUCAAAAAUAAAAGCAACUUAUGUCCA